AUGGAGCGCGAACUCAGACGCCUAGGCGAGGUCACCGUGGUGGCCCCGGCCACCGAACAGAGUGGGGUCGGCCACUCGAUCACGUUUCUCACCCCAUUGAUUGUGCAGGAGGUCUACGAUGGCCCCCGCCACCGGGGUUGGGCCGUCGAGGGGAGCCCGGCCGAUUGCGUGAAGAUCGGAAUCUUCGAGUUCUGCCAAGAGCGGCCCGACCUGAUUAUCAGCGGCAUUAACAAUGGGCUGAACGCCGGCAUCAAUGUCCUCUACUCCGGCACAGUGGCCGCGGCCAUCGAGGGUGCUUUCUUCGGCAUCACCAGCAUGGCGGUUUCGCUGGAGUACGACGAGCACGGUCCCUUCGACGCAGCCGCCCGACUGGCCCGCGAGAUCAUCGAACAGGUGCUCGAAUUCAAGAAACCCGAGCCGCAGCUCUACAACCUCAACAUCCCGAUUGCCGCGCUGGAAGGGAACAGCCAGCUCCGCGUCGUCCCCAUGGGGGUCGCUCGAUACGGUGAGCACUUCGAAAAGCGGACCGACCCCCGCGGACGCAGCUACUAUUGGGCCACCAACGAUCCGCCACCCCCGGCUGGCGGGGAAGCCAGCGAUCUUUCCGCUCUGGCAGCCGGUGACAUGUCGCUCACCCCCUUGAGCUUUGACAUGACAACCCGCGAUGUAUUGACCGAGAUGCAGGAACACGCAGCUAAGGAACUCCAUCAGGUGUUCCGCGAGAACCAAAUCAGCGACGGGCUCGUGAUCGACGUUGGUUGUGGGAGCGGAAUUUGGGCUGAAGCAUUGAUCGCUCAUGGCUACCAGGCCCUGGGCAUCGAUCAGUCGGCCAGCAUGAUCGACAUUGCAAGGCAACGCGUGCCCGAGGCCGAGUUCCGUACCGAAUCUUUCCUUACCAGCGAGCUCCCGCCCUGCAAAGCAAUCACCGCCCUGGGCGAGGUGCUCAACUACCAGUUCGACGAGCGAAACUCUCGCGACGCGUUGAUUGGUUUCUUCAACAAGGCGUACCAAGCCCUGGAGCCCGGGGGAUUGUUCGUGUUCGAUCUGGCCGGUCCCGGAAGAAACAAAACCACACCACAACUCUUUCGCGACAGUGAGGACUGGACCUGCCUGGUCCAGCACACGCUCAACGAAUCGAACGAUUUCCUAUCCCGGUCAAUCAUCACCUACCGAAAAGUCGGCGACCUUUACCGCAGAGACGAAGAAACCCACGAGAUGCAGCUAUACCCUCCAGACGAAAUCGUUCGGGAGCUGCAACAAAUCGGAUUCGAGGUGCAAACCGUCGACCGCUACGGCGAGUUCGUGUUCCCCGACGCGCUGAUUGGAUAUGUGUGCCGGAAGAAGUAA
Cladocopium goreaui is the source of this 1347-nucleotide messenger RNA. The record is from the annotation of a GenBank genome assembly. NCBI's taxonomy places the organism in Eukaryota, Dinophyceae, Suessiales, Symbiodiniaceae.